AUGGCGGCGCAGAGGGAGUCCCAACACGGCGCGUCGGGAAUUAAUGUCCUGCUUGGAGUUUUACACAUUUUAGUACCGUUUAUACACAGAGGAGAUGCUCAGCUUGCAGCUUUGAGCCACAGUGUUGUAGAAGUCUGGCAAGCAGAAGAUGCAGACUUCUUAAUACCAUCACAAGCAGUGGAAGAGCGAAGUCCAGAUAGUCUCCCACAGGAGGAAAGUUCCUCAUUUUAUGUGCGGGACACUGGGAGACCUGUCCGCUUUCAACCGUCCACGUUGGACUUUGGAACUCAGCCUAUAGGUGUGCCACGAGCUGAGACCAUAUACAUACACAAUCCCAGUGCAGAGCUUCCAGUCACACUGCAGUCUGUCAUCAUAUCCAGCACACACUUUCACAUGCCAGCCUUUCACAGACGGGUGAUACCACCCAGAGGAAAGACCUCUUUUAAACUUAUUUUCCUUCCAAGAGAGGAGGGCAAUGUAGAAAACUCUUUAUUUAUUAACACAUCAACCCAUGGUGUGAUAACAUACCAGGUUUUUGGGGUUGGCGUGCAUGCUGACUCUACUAAGGAUGUGCCAAGAAAAGACAGUGCUCUUAUAUUCCCUCAAAUACAGAGUAUUAAACUAACACAAACUCAGGAAGAAGCUUUAAAUAUUACCAUCCUGGGACUGCAGUUGGAGUGCAGUCUUCCUAAAGCACUCUAUACUCGCCCACAGGGCUCAUGUUUUGGAGCAGAGGAUGAAGGACGUCUCUCCCUCCAGAUUAGUCUCUCUGAGAGAGGAGAAAGGUCGACUCACCUCGAUAAACUGAAGCCCUAUGUGCUGGAGAACAUCAUGGUGCUGCUUAUUCUUCCUCCAUCAGGGGGAGCUGCAUAUCCAAAAAUAGGAGUAUACAUGCUAAACUCAGGAAUCAGACAGCUCUUUGUAAAGGAAAUACAGAUCUUAUCAAGAACAGACAUCUUUGUAGAAAACAACCAUGUGCCACUGAAAGCUUCGUCCAGUAAUCUUACUCAAGUGGCCACACUGUCCUGCAGAAAGUCUCUGUCAUCGCAAAGUAAAACAUGUUCCAGUCACAUCAACUUGCAGAUCAUUAGAAACAGCAGUAUGAAAGUAUUUCCCUGGUUACAUGGAACACAAAGGCACUAUGAUUCUUCAGUAUGGUUUCAGUUUAUAAAAAAGCAAAAAGGCACAGACCAGGUAGAGUUGUGGCUUACCAACCCGCUUCAUCUGACCUUCACCGUAACCAACAUCUCCCUCACACAACCAUCACCUCGACUCUUUAAGCUAGUGAAUGUCAGUAAAUCAGUGAGCGUGGCUUCUGACUGCUGGAAGCUACUGAAGCUCCAACUUCUUAAUAGAACAUUGCCAAUCAAUGCAGUCGCUCUGGUAACGGUCACCACCAGCCUGGGGUUUGCUCUUGAGCUGCGUAUGCACGCCUCCUCCACAGGGUUAAAGAAUAAGGAUGUGGUAUUUGAAACCAGGGGUGAGUGUGAACAGCUCUGCCCUCUACGUCUCUCCAAAACUGGGCGUCUGGAGUGGCAGCAGUCUCUACUCCUAAAAUCCUCAGCUUCUCUGUGGAAGACAGACAGCAGUUUGGCGUCUACACUUUCUUUUUAUCACAGUAAAGAGCUUUCCUGCAGAUGGCCCAGGCUUGCUGCAGAUUGCUCUUCUGCUUUGGAUUUUGGAGCCACACCAGUAAACGAGAGCAAGAUUAAAAACUUUACUCUGAAAAACCCAACUGGUUCAGUGCUUUCACUGGAGAUUAGAACACUUUCUUCAUAUCCAGCUCCACUUGAAGCCUUAGACCUGCUUAGUAAGUGGUUUAACGUCAGCCCACUCUCAGUGAACGUCACUACAUCCGAGUUUUCUUUGCUGCCUGUUGACCACAAGGAGAUUCAGAGAGGCAGUAGUGUGCAGAGAAUCCUACUGCAGCCUUGGGAGUCCAGAAGUGUAAGUGUGGCGUACACACCCAGUCAACACAAACCUGUCACCUCCGUCCUGCUCAUCAGAAAUAACCUGACAGUGUUUGACCUGGUUCUGGUGAAGGGCUUCGGGGCAAAAGAGCUCCUGCGUGUGGGGGGUAAACUCCCUGGUCCUGGGGCAUCACUUCGCUUUAAUGUUCCUCAGUCUACCCUCAUGGAGUGCAGAGAUGGUCUGCGCAGUCGCCUCAGUAAGCCACUGUUCGCCAUCCAGAAGAGUUUUAAAGUGGAGAACGCAGGAGAGCUUCCUCUCACUGUCAUGUCCAUGAACAUUAAUGGUUAUAAAUGCCAGGCCUUUGGCUUUGAGGUGCUGCAAUGCAGAUCCUUCAGCAUCGACAACAACUCUUCCUCGGAAAUCACCAUUGCGUUCACCCCAGACUUCACAUCAUCAUGGGUGAUCAGAGAUCUGACACUAAUAACAGAGCGUGGUUCAUCCUUUCCUUUUACCUUGAAUGUCACUUUGCCACACCACAUGCUGCCUCUAUGUGCUCAGGUCGUACCUGGGCCUAGCUGGGAGGAGUCCUUCUGGGUCAUCACACUUGUCUUUACAUGCUUCUCUCUGGCUGGAGUGUGUCUCAUGGCAUUUCAUCAGGCUCAGUACAUUCUGAGAGAGUUUUCCACUCCAGCGCCACGAAGCAACCACAACUCCAACCCUCGUGAAAACAGCAACCAUAACACCCCAAACAACACCAGUAAGGGCAAAGGCAGCUGCAAGAACUACUCUGACACGAGUCACACCUCUGAUAAAGGCAAAGGGCGAGGCUCUACAGCAUUGGCCAAUGGCACAGCCCGUUCUCAAGCCCCAUCAAAAAAGAGUUCCGGAGGUUCCUCUCAGCCUCAGAAGAAACAGACGCGUGUUUCAUUUCUCUAUAGAUACAGAAGCAACUCCAAUGCUAAUUCUGCUAAUGUUAAUACUAAUGCUCCAGCAGAUGAAGAAAGAGAGGAGCAUACAUUCGAGCCUGACCCAGAAGUCUGUAAUAAUAACAACAAUGAUGAUGAUUGUUUAAAUGAGCCUCUUCUUCAGUCAGCAAAGAAAGAACAGAUCAGAGAGGAAAAGGCUUCUCCAGGUGAUAUGUUUCCAAUGGAAGCGCUUCCUGGAUUCUCUGAAAGCAUUACAGCCAAUCAUGUGCCUCCGUCUCACGUGGAUGAACAGAUGGAAAGCAGGUGCAGUCAAAAAAUGGAAGAGGAAAAAAGGGCAGACAUGGACAUAGAGCAGAGAGAAAGUGCUCAAAAGAAAAGAGCGGAAAAAGACUCUGAGCUCAUUGUGUCCAACACCAAAACCAAGAAAAACUCAGGAAAGAACCGCAGGAGAACUGCAGAAUCAACUCCCGGGCUCCCAGGAAACAACCCUGUUAUAAUGACUGAGUGUGAGGGGGAACCCGAGUGCAAAGAACCACGUAGUGCAACUAGAACCCGCAACCACCCGAUCAGUAUGAAGCUAGAGAUUCCCAAAGCAGCAGUGACAGUGGAGAGUCCUGCCAAACCAAGUGGCGUGUGUUUGGUCAGACCCCGCCGGAAGGCUCCAGAACGCCGGAUGCAGUGGGAGUCGGGUUCUGACUCGGGCAGCUCGUCGGGCAGCGUGAAAGGCAGCAGGGAAUCUUGGGGCAGCUGGAGCAGUGUAGAGGGAGAGAAGGAUCCCAACAGAGCUCGAACAAGAGAGGCGCAACUGUACAACACGAACACAGCCGACCGUGAAUGUUACCCACAAGUAAACUGCACCUUCAAAACUCAGAGCAUGAAUAAUCUGUAUGUAAAGGACCAGUGCCAAAUCUCAGACCCGGACGCUUUCUCUCCGAGCUUUGCUAAUGUAGCUGUGGGUCUUGACAGGAGCUCAGAUGCAAGUUCUACUUAUGUGCCUGAGCAAACCUGGGCUGCACCUUCUGUUCCUCUGACCAACGGGUUUAGGUACAGCAUGCCUGAGCCACUCAACGUUGCCAACCAGAACUCCAGCCCCUUCACUGGAAGAUUCCCUUGGAAUAGUGCAGCCGGCCCAUGCAGCAGUCCUUACUCUUACUGCCAUCCAAAUAACUACAUGCUAGCAGGAAAUGGAAAUUACCAGAACAGCUUCCCAUGCCGUGAAACCCAACCACAGGCCAGCUGGAAUGAGAAUGGAGCUCAUGAGGCUACUUCUUCCUGGGACAUGACCAGUUGUGUGGGUAGCAAGCCAUAUUUUUCAGGCACCCGGAGUCUGUCCCCUAUCUCCUCCAGUCUGUUCGGCUCUAUCUGGACCCCCCAGAGUGAGCCGUAUCAGAGUAACUUGCACACCGAGCGUUCGGUGCCCGUCUCCCCAGUGUCUCCUUUCCCUCCAGAACCACUUCCACUUACUCCCAAGCCCUUCAAUCCGUUUGGCCCCCACAUGAACCUGGACAUCUGGAACAAUUCGGCUUCGAACCGCAGCUCCAACUCGCAGCUGUCCAAUGACUCGGGCUACUGCGCAGACGUGUGACGACCAGAGCUCUUACUCUCACGGCAUAAGGAAUGACGAGGACACAUAUAAGAAUGUGGUUUUAUUGAAAACAGAGGAAAAAAAUGAAAUUUAUUUCAUGUUCUUUUUUUUCCUUGCUCCAAUCCAAAUAAUGUGCAAAUGUAAGCAUUUUGUUGUAUAUUUUUCUAGAUGUUUUGCAGACUUGACCAUAAAAAAAAUAAUAAAAAAACUGUUUUGUA
Molecule: messenger RNA, 4640 nt
Organism: Trichomycterus rosablanca
Lineage: Eukaryota; Metazoa; Chordata; Actinopteri; Siluriformes; Trichomycteridae
Gene: tmem131l
Product: transmembrane 131 like
Exons: 34
Coding region: 1-4422 (1473 amino acids)
Cellular component (GO): membrane
Source: RefSeq, a predicted model, not a curated record